Messenger RNA from Talaromyces marneffei, 762 nucleotides. RefSeq lists its product as uncharacterized. The record is from RefSeq and is a predicted model, not a curated record. NCBI's taxonomy places the organism in Eukaryota, Fungi, Ascomycota, Eurotiomycetes, Eurotiales, Trichocomaceae. The transcript is spliced from 3 exons. Bases 1 to 762 code for a protein of 253 amino acids.
AUGGCUGCUCACAGGACUCCUGACAUUACUCUUUAUACUGCGCAGACCCCGAACGGUAUUAAGAUCUCCAUUGCGUUGGAAGAAUUAGGCCUCCCCUACAAAGUCAAGAAGCUCGAGUUCAGCAAAAAUGAGCAGAAAGAGCCAUGGUUCCUCGAAAUUAAUCCAAAUGGCCGUAUUCCUGCCAUAACUGAUACGUUUACCGAUGGCAAACAGAUCAGUAUCUUUGAGUCGGGAAGCAUCUUGCAAUACCUGGCUGAUAACUAUGAUACGGAGUACAAAAUCUCGUAUCCCCGGGGAACUCGAGAGUAUUAUGAGACAGCGAAUUGGCUUCACUUUCAAAUGGCUGGUGUUGGACCUAUGCAAGGCCAAGCAAACCACUUCACUCGCUACGCCCCGGAACACAUCGAAUACGGCAUCAACCGCUAUCAAAAUGAGACCCGCCGCUUGUACGGUGUCCUAGACAAGCACCUCUCGACCUCAAAGUCCGGCUAUUUAGUAGGCGACCAUAUCUCAAUCGCUGACAUCUCGCAUUGGGGUUGGAUUGCUGCUGCGGGCUGGGCCGGUAUCGAUAUUGAAGCGUUCCCACACCUUAAGGCCUGGGAGGAAAAGCUAGCGGCACGAGAGGGUGUAGAGAAAGGCAGACAUGUUCCGGAAAAGCAUACAGUCAAGGAGGUGCUCAAGGAUAAGGCUCUAGUUGCAGAGCAUAGCGCCUCGACGUUGCAGUGGGUUCAGAAGGGAAUGGCUGAUGAUGCCAAGAAGUGA